Messenger RNA from Penicillium manginii, 816 nucleotides. RefSeq lists its product as uncharacterized. Bases 1 to 816 code for a protein of 271 amino acids. NCBI's taxonomy places the organism in Eukaryota, Fungi, Ascomycota, Eurotiomycetes, Eurotiales, Aspergillaceae. The record is from RefSeq and is a predicted model, not a curated record. The transcript is spliced from 4 exons.
AUGAACCCCUUCCACAAACUCGACCUCCCCGACAUAAAACUCAGCAUUCACCGCUCAUGCAUAGGAAUAUUUUCCCGCGUCAUGCCAGACUCAAAGCAAACAACAUUCGUCGCAUUCGACUUCAUGCACGGCCGCUGGACAAAAGUCGCCCUAGAACCAAGCCAGCGAAUCGACCAAGUAAUGAGCCUAAAGCAGAACGCCCGGAUGGGCUACGGUUUUGGCGCCUUCAGUCACCUCGUUUAUCUCACCAGCACGACGCGGUGGUGGACGCACGCAUUAAAUAGCGUGAACGAACAAUUAGUCGAAUACGAGGCCCGGCUCCAGACCGAGCUGAGUGGCUCGCAUAUCACUCCUGAGACGGUUUUCGGCGGCAUUAAUCAGGCGCUGCAUUCUAUUGCGGCGCAUUUGCAUCGGUAUAUUUCGGAGCUGAAGUCUUUGCAGGGGAUUGUGACCCUUGAGCAGGCUUCGAGGGGUUUUAGUCAGGUUUCAUCGCAGGUUGAGGCUUUGCAUGAUUUUACGAGGGAGUUGGAGAAGAAGAUUGAGAAUAAUCUUGCGCUGCUCUUCAAUCGCAUUCAGAUCAACAGUAAUAGACGACUCGUCGCGAACGGACAGGAUAUGCAGGCUAUAUUGAGUGCAAUGCAGGAAGAUACUCUCGUCGGUCGUGAGAUGGCCAAGGCUUCACAUGAGCUUGCUCAAGAGAUGAAAAGGGACAGUGUAGCAAUGCGAACUAUCGCCGUCGUCACAAUGUUCUUUCUGCCCGGGGCAACAUUUGCUGUGAGUUCCAAUGAUAGAGCGUCAAUUCUCCACCCCGGAUAA